Messenger RNA from Phyllopteryx taeniolatus (common seadragon), 5757 nucleotides. Its product is annotated as dynamin-1-like. The record is from RefSeq and is a predicted model, not a curated record. Bases 88 to 2199 code for a protein of 703 amino acids. Gene Ontology annotation, cellular component: cytoplasm; membrane; microtubule. Gene Ontology annotation, molecular function: microtubule binding; GTPase activity; GTP binding. The transcript has 17 exons. NCBI's taxonomy places the organism in Eukaryota, Metazoa, Chordata, Actinopteri, Syngnathiformes, Syngnathidae.
GUUUUGAGGGACGAAAGUAAAGUUGGCGGCGGGGCUGCCCUCACUUAAAAGGGAGGGGGCGGGGCCGCACACACCUGAGGCUGAUCGAUGAUGUCAUCUCUUGAUGAUGUCUGUCUCCAGCACACCGGAAAUGUCCGUCUUUUAAAAUAUAGAGACUCGGCGGAUGUGCACGCUGGUGCACACGCGUUUGUACGAGGACGAGCUGAAGGUCACGAGCACGGGCAUGUCAGCUCAGAGUCCGAACAGCCAUCACGUUUCGUGACGUCGACGAGGACGAGGAGGAGGAGGAGGAGAAGAGGAAGAGGAACGGGAACAGGCGUAACUGGCGGCAGGACUCCGUACGUCAAGAUGGGCAACCGCGGCAUGGAGGACCUGAUCCCACUGGUCAACCGGCUGCAGGACGCGUUCGCGGCCAUCGGCCAGAACGCCACUUUGGACCUGCCUCAGAUCGCCGUGGUGGGCGGCCAGAGCGCCGGCAAGAGUUCCGUUCUGGAGAAUUUCGUUGGCAAAGAUUUCCUCCCGCGGGGUUCAGGUAUUGUCACUCGGCGCCCCCUAGUGCUGCAACUCAUCAACUGCCCGACAGAGUUUGCUGAAUUCCUGCACUGCAAAGGAAAAAAGUUCGCCGACUUUGAAGAAGUUCGUCAGGAAAUUGAAGCGGAAACCGAUCGAGUGACGGGACAAAACAAAGGAAUCAGUCCGGUUCCCAUCAACCUGCGCGUCUACUCUCCCAACGUGUUGAACCUGACGCUGGUGGAUCUUCCCGGGAUGACCAAGGUUCCGGUGGGCGACCAGCCGGCGGACAUCGAGCAGCAGAUCCGAGACAUGCUCAUGCAGUUUGUCACCAAGGACAACUGCCUCCUGUUGGCCGUCUCUCCCGCCAACUCCGACCUCGCCAACUCCGACGCCCUCAAGGUCGCCAAGGAGGUGGACCCCCAAGGUCUCAGAACCAUCGGUGUGGUCACCAAACUGGACCUGAUGGACGAAGGAACCGACGCCAGAGACAUCCUGGAGAAUAAACUGCUGCCCCUUCGCAGAGGUUACGUCGGCGUGGUGAACCGCAGUCAGAAGGAUAUCGACGGCCGUAAAGACAUAACGGCGGCGCUGCAGGCGGAGAGAACGUUUUUCUCGUCCCACGCGGCCUACCGACACCUGGCCGAGCGGAUGGGGACCGCCUACCUGCAGAAACUUCUCAACCAGCAACUGACCAAUCACAUCCGAGACACGCUGCCCGCCUUACGCAGCAAACUUCAGAAGCAGCUGCUGCACAUUGAGAAGGAAGUCGCAGAAUACAAGAACUUCAACCCAGACGACCCCGCUCGCAAGACCAAGGCCUUGCUGCAGAUGGUGCAGCAGUUUGCGGUGGACUUUGAGAAGCGAAUCGAAGGUUGUGGAGAUCAGGUGGACACGAGCGAGCUCUCAGGAGGAGCCAAGAUCAAUCGCAUCUUUCACGAACGCUUCCCUUUCGAACUCGUUAAAUUGGAGAGUGACGAGAAGACUCUUCGCAAAGAGAUCAGCUUCGCGAUCAAGAACAUUCACGGCAUCAGGACAGGUCUUUUCACACCCGACAUGGCGUUUGAGACCAUAGUCAAGCGUCAGAUGAGUCAAAUUAAAGAACCUUGUCACAAGUGCAUCGACUUAGUCAUCAAUGAGCUUGUGAACACUGUCAGACUUUGUGGCCUCAAGUUGGCUCAGUAUCCGUUGCUGCGGGAAGAGAUGGAAAGAAUCGUCACUCAGCACAUCCGUGACAGAGAAAGUCGCACGAAAGGGCAGGUUCUGCUGCUGGUGGACAUUGAGUUGGCGUACAUCAACACAAACCAUGAAGACUUCAUCGGUUUUGCAAAUGCUCAGCAGAAGAGCAGCCAGAUGAACAAGAAGAAAGCGAGCGCCAAUCAGGAUGAGAUCAUGGUGAUUCGGAAAGGCUGGUUGACCAUCAACAACAUUGGCAUCAUGAAGGGAGGGGCCAAAGAGUACUGGUUUGUUUUGACCGCUGAGAAUUUGUCUUGGUAUAAAGACGACGAGAAGAUACACCAACGACUCUCCUGCCUGCCUCUCCGAUCACCUUGGCUGCAGCGGUCCAGUCUUCUGGAAGCUCCUCCUGUCCACCGAGAGCCUGUCUCACCUCUUCCCGAAAAGCCGCACAACACUCGUCCUGUCUCAGCUUCCACCACAUGGUUCUCUGCUCUGCCUUUGUCUUCCUAAUCUUCCUCCCCACCACCAGAGAUAUUUUACACACCAGCAUCCUAUGCUGUCUAGCCACACUCUCCCCUACCACAACCUUACAGUCGGUAACCUCCUUCAGAUGACAUCGUCUGCACAAGAUGUAAUCCACCUGCGUGCUUCUACCUCCGCCCUAUGUUCAUGCCUCUUCUGGCAAAAGGUGUUCACUACAGCCAUUUGCAUCCUUGUUGCAAAGUCUACCACCAUCUGUCCCUCCAAGUUCCUUUCCUGGAUGUCGUAUUUACCCAUCACUUCUUCAUCACCCCUAUUACCUUCACCAACUUGUCCCUUACAAUCUGCCCAAAUCACGACUCUCUCUCUGUCUGGGAUGCUCAGAACUACUUCAUCUAGUUCCUUCCACAAUUUCUCUUUCACCUCUAGGUCACGUCCUACCUGUGUGGCAUAGCCGCUAAUCACAUUAUACAUAACACCCUCAAUUUCAAAUUUCAGCCUCAUCACUCGAUCUGAUACUCUUUUCACCUCCAAGACAUUUUUAGCCAACUCUUCUUUUAAAAUAACCCCGACUCCAUUUCUCUUCCAUCUACACCAUGGUCGAAUAAUUUCAACCCUGCCCCUAAACUUCUCGCCUUACUGCCUUUCCACCCGGUCUGCUGGACACACAAUAUAUCAACCUGUCUCCUCAUCAUCAUGUCAACGAACUCCCGAGAUUUUCUUGUCAUAGUCCCAACAUUCAAAGUCCCCACAUUCAGUUCUAGGCUCUGUGCUUUCCUCUUCCCUUUCUGCUGAAGAACCCGCUUUCCACCUCUUCUUCUUCUUCUUUGACUUUGACCCACAGUAGCUGAAUUUGCAACGGCGCCCCACAGGUUGACGGCGCCGGUGGCGGACGUUGUUAACCCGGGCCACGACCGAUCCGGUAUGGAAUUCUUUGGAUGAACGCUCAUAUUUGUUUGGCAAAGUUUGAAGCCGGAUGCCCUUCCUGACGCAACCCUCUGCAUUUAUCCGGGCUUGGGACCGGCCUACAGUUUGCACUGGGUUGUGCCCCCAUAGGGUUCGGCCUACAGUUUGCACUGAUUUGUGCCCCCCAUAGGGCUGCAUUAUUUUAUGAAUUAUAUUCCCAGUGAUUUUGGUUAAUAUCAAGAAAACCAUGGAAAAUUGAGGGAUACCAGAUCUUAAAUUAUCCUAUUCUGAGCUAUUUCAUUCUAUAUUUCCAAACAAAUGUGUCAUGAACGGAACAGAGGAUAGGCCCCAAAAAUGCACGACUCCAAAACAAAAGGACAGUUUCCAAAAAGAGAGGUUUAAUAUACGGGCAGAGGUUGGUACACAGGCCGGCAAUCCAAAAAAGGCAACAGUAUCCAAAAACAUGAGGCAAAAAGGCGAGGUCAAUAAUCGGAACAGCAUCUAGUCUUACUUGGGAGUCUGUGACGUGGAAACAAGGAAUGCUGCAACGCGACGACAAGGUACAACGAACUGGCGACGAGAGGGAAUGAGACACGAGGUUAAAUGCAAGGGGUCAUUAGGGUGAACGAGGCACAGGUGGUGAAGAUGCUGUCAGGAGCAGGUGUGUGUGAAACAGGGGGAAGACAAAAACUGGAACACACACCCAUGACACAAAUGUACCUUUUGUUGUAUCACGCAUUAAAAACUAACAAAAGUGAAGAAACAAGGGUGGUCAAAAAAAAAUUUCUGUGACUGCAUCAUCUACUUGUCGGUUUGGAAAAUCAGUGUCUUAUAACGAUCGUUUCUCAUGAGUCUUUCCCGCAUACGUCAAUGUGAAAUAGACAACGAGUCAUCAAUUAAAAAAAACAAUGUUUUUAUAUUGAUCUACAGACUCGAUCUGUGAACCAUCCACUGUGGUAAUUGAUGGCAGGUUCUGCGACUUUGAUUUUGAGAAUAACUUUAAAGGGCCAUCUGAGGUGUGGGUGUUGAACAGUACAUCACUGUAUCAUCACCCUAAAGAUGGAAAUUCGCCUUUGCGAUAUUGCAAUCAACGUUAUUGAUGAAGAGGAUGAAAAGGAUUGGUCCAAGGACCUAACCCUGAGGAACACCAUUCGUUACAGUAAGAGAAGUGGAUGUGCUACCGUCUGCCUGUGCACAUUGUGUUCUGUGAGAAAGGUAAUCACUAAAGUAGCCAACGGUAUGAUGAGAGAAACCAAUGCUCGUAAGUCCCUCUUUCUGGAAUGUAUGGAGUACUGAAUCAAAUGCUUUUGAUAAGUCAAUAAAAGGGCCGCACAGUGGAGUUUCUUUUCAAGCGAGUUGACUAAGUCAUUUGUCACUGAUACGUACAGGUUUUUUUGCACACAUUGCUUGGGGGUCUGGAUAAUAUCAGAAUCAGAAUCAGACUCAUCUUUAUUUGCCAAGUAUGUCCAAAAAACACACGAGGAAUUUAUCAAAUCCCCCACGAUGAACGGGGCUUCACUGUGUUAAUAAUUUAUUCACAGAAUACUCAUAGCGAUUCAUGUCCCCUUCAACAUUAUUAAAGAAAGGGACACACAACAAUCGGCGAUGGCUGUGAAAAUAUAGAGUACUGUGUUCCCUUGUUUAUCACGGGGGUUACCUGCGAUGGGUGAAAUCCACCAAGUAGGAAACUUGAUUUUUUACAAUCAUUAUACUGUGUUUUAAGGGUGUAAACCUCACCAAUAACAUUUUCUCACCUUUCUCUCUUGUUUAAACACCCUCAAAAUUCAAAGCUUUGUAAGAAAAAUAAGUACAUUAUUAUUGUUAAUAUUAUUAUUAUUAACGAAACAAAGGUCAAAACCUGUUUUAAAGCCCAAACAUUUGUUUCCGAAAUAAAAAUGUAAACAUUUUCUGACAAAUAAUGAUUCAAAUUUUUCUAAAUAACGAAUUCAAUUUGAAUGACCAACAUAUGAGGUUGGAAACAUAAGAAAUGAUUCAUUUUGCCUCGCGUGUAUUUAACGCUUCCUCUGAGCGUCCCUCUUCUUCCUGGGGGUCUUUUCCCGAGAGAAGAACACAGUUAUAGGUAGUCGUUGCCCCUCUUUUUUCUUCUGGGCGAGAAGCUUCUUAUGAACAGACAUGCCACCUUCGAUAGUUAGCGCCUUCCUUUGCCUUUUGGGUGCAACCGCAGGUGCCCUUGUCGGUUUCGUCGACAUUGUUGGUUAUGUCUGGGGGGAAACUUUAGAGUCACACUGCUCGCAAUCGAACACUAAUUUAAAUUGAGCAAGCCGAACGCAUUCUGUGCUGUACAGGAGACAUGGCAUGGAGGAGAUGCAUUCAAAUUGGUCUACGGUACCGUAGCCAAUCAGGAUGCAGAAUACAACGAGGCCUUGUACGCAGAAAAAAAAGCAUGCAAAAUUGCACUGUCAAAAAAAUCUGCAAUAUAGCGAGGCCGCGAAAGGUGAACCGCGAUAUAGCGAGGGGCUACUGUACAUCUAAAUUGGUACUGAAGCUUAAUAAUACAAAUGCGGUGUACUUUUUAAAAAUAUGUUGCCAGUAUGUUUAUUGAUCUGUCGAAAAAUGGAUGCCCAUGCUCAACAGACGACAUUUGUUCUGAACAUAUAAUAAUUGUUUAAUUAUGACGUUUUCAAGAGCAUUUUGAUGUUGUAAUGCCCCCUGCAGGAGAAG